This is a messenger RNA of Peronospora matthiolae, 342 nucleotides long. Lineage: Eukaryota; Oomycota; Peronosporomycetes; Peronosporales; Peronosporaceae. The record is from the annotation of a GenBank genome assembly.
AUGCGAUGCGCGAGCAAGGCCGCCGAGAGCGCGUCCACACGUCUCUGUGCGGACGCCGAAGCAGAAACCAGAGCAACUGAUGUCUCAUCGGUUGCUGAAGCGACUCAGCCUGUGUCACUUGGUGAUGCAGGUGCUGGUCAUGAAGACACUCAUGUCUUCACAGAGUAUGAGCUCGGUGUCUCAUACUCUCCUGAUACGGAAGACGGAUCCGUAUCGACGGCGAUUGAAACCAAGCCGCCUGCCAAGCGUGGCAUGGAUGAUGCUUUGCGUCGUAGCAUCUCUGGUUCAUCUGAUGAAUCAGAUGAACCAUCGCCGAAGCGGAGGCGCUCGAGGUCGCGCUAA